This is a messenger RNA of Spodoptera frugiperda (fall armyworm), 3132 nucleotides long. RefSeq lists its product as uncharacterized. Gene Ontology annotation, molecular function: UDP-glycosyltransferase activity. The record is from RefSeq and is a predicted model, not a curated record. NCBI's taxonomy places the organism in Eukaryota, Metazoa, Arthropoda, Insecta, Lepidoptera, Noctuidae.
AUGGCGUUAGCAAUAUAUCUGUUCUUGAGCACUCUAAGUUCGUCAUGUGAGGCCUACAAAGCGCUGGUGGUUUUUGGAAUGCCAUCAAAUAGCCAUUUCAAUCUUGGCAAAGGAAUUGUCAGAAAUCUGUUAAAAGAUGGAAAUGAGGUAACAUUCAUCACUCCUGUCGAAUGGAAACCCCCACCGAAUCUCCGGCAAAUCGACGUGAGUAACAAUUUUAACGUCAUGCCAUCGUACCUACUAAAUAUAAAGCAUUUAAUGGAAGCCCCUACGCCGACUGGCCAUCGUAAGUCUGUAAAGACGAGGUUGAUAAACCUGGCGAAGACAACGAUGGAAUAUGAAAAUGUACAGAGACUGUUGAAUGAUACCAAUGAGCACUUUGAUGUAGUCAUCGUUGAGCAUAUGUAUUCAGACCUUGGUGCAGGCUAUGCUGCAAUAUUCGACUGUCCUCUCAUCUGGUUGAGUCCUGUAGAAGUGCACUCACUGUCUAUUGGAUUGGUCGAUGUUUUACCAAACCCAGCUUAUACAUCAGAUGUUCUGUCACCAUAUACGCCACCAUUUACUUUCUUGGAGAGACUGGAAGAACUAUGGAUAAGAAUAUACGAUACAUUCUACGACUAUAUGGUUUAUGAACCAAUGGAGGCAGCAGAAUAUGAAAGAUUAAUUGUACCGCAAAUCCAAAAGAGAGGUCGUCAAGCCCCACCAUAUAGUGAAGUCCGAAACAACGUAUCUCUUGUGCUGGGUAACUCACAUGUGUCUACAGGCGUGUCUCUUGCCUUACCACAGAACUACAAGCCUAUUGGAGGCUACCACAUCGAUGAAGAAAUUAAACCGUUACCUGAGAACUUGGAAAAGAUAAUGAUGGACUCCAAAAACGGAGUCAUAUACUUCAGCAUGGGAUCCAACUUGAAGGGCAAGGACUGGCCAGAACAAAUCAAACGUGAUCUCCUUAAAUUAUUCGGAGAACUGAAACAAACGGUGAUCUGGAAAUUCGAAGAAGAAUUGCCAAAUGCACCGAAAAAUUUGCAUAUUAUGAAAUGGGCACCGCAGCCGAGCAUUUUAGCACAUCCAAAAUGCGUGUUAUUUAUAACCCACGGAGGACUACUAUCUACUACAGAAGCUGUUCAUUACGGUGUUCCUACUAUCGCUAUACCUGUCUUUGGAGACCAGAUCAUCAAUGUUAAGAAAGCUGUAUCCAGAGGAUUAGCUUUGGAAGUUAAACUGUCUUACAAAUUGGCUGCUGAUUUAAAAGUGGCUAUUGAAGAAAUGCUUAACAAUCCACAGUAUAGACAGAGAGUAAAGGAGCUGUCCUACAUCUACCACGACCGACCAGUGCAGCCGGGAGCGGAGCUGCGACACUGGGUGCAGCAUGUAGUGAACACACGCGGCGCCCCCCAUCUGCGCUCUCCUGCACUAGCCGUGCCAUUAUAUCAACGACUGUACCUAGAUUUAGUUGCAAUAGUGUCAGUAGUUUUUCUAGUUUUGUACUCACUCAUAGGAAAACUAUAUUCUCGUAUUAGGUCUAAGAAAAGUGUAAGUAGUAAAAAAAUAAUGGCGUUAGCAAUAUUCUUAUUCUUGGGCCUUCUUCUAAGCUCGUCAUGUGAGGCCUACAAAGCUCUGGUGGUGUUUGGAAUGCCAUCAACUAGUCACUUCAUUCUUGGCAAUGGAGUUGUCAGAAAUCUUUUAAGAGAUGGACAUGAGGUAACAUACAUAACUCCUCUUGAAUAUAAGAAUCCCCCACCAAAUCUUCGGCAGAUUAACGUGAACAGCAAUUUUGACGUUUUACCAACGGAACAAAUAAACAUAAAGCAUUUGAUGGAAGCUCCCACGCCGAGUGGCCAUCGGAAGGCUGUUAAGCUAAUGCUGAUAAACCUUGUGAAAAAGACGAUAGAACAUGAAAAUGUACAGAGACUGUUAAAUGAUACCAAUGAGCACUUUGAUGUCGUCAUCGUUGAGCAUAUGAUGUCGGAGCUUAGUGCAAGCUAUGCUACAAUAUACGACUGUCCUUUAAUCUGGGUGAGUCCUGUAGAAGUGAACGCACAGUCUGUUGGUUUGGUCGAUGUUUUUCCAAACCCAGCUUAUACUACUGACGCCAUGGCGUCAUACACGCCACCCUUUACCUUCUUGGAGAGAUUGGAAGAGCUAUGGACAAGAAUCAGUGAUAACUACAAUGACUACAUGGUUUAUGAACCAACAGAGGAAGCAGAAUAUCAGAGACUAAUUGUACCUCAAAUCCAAAAGAGAGGUCGUCAAGCUCCUCCAUACAGUGAGGUCCGAUACAACGCAACUCUAGUGCUGGGUAACUCACACGUGUCUACUGGUGUGCCUCUAGGCUUACCGCAGAAUUACAAGUCUAUAGGAGGCUACCACAUCGAGGAAGAAGUCAAGCCUUUACCUGAGGACUUGGAAAAGAUAAUGAUGAACUCCAAAAACGGAGUCAUAUACUUCAGCAUGGGAUCCAACCUGAAGGGCAAAGACUGGCCAGAAGAGAUAAAACGUGAUCUCCUUAAAUUAUUCGGAGAACUAAAACAAACGGUGAUCUGGAAAUUUGAAGAAGAAUUGCCAAAUGUACCGAAAAAUGUUCAUAUUAUGAAAUGGGCACCGCAACCGAGCAUUUUAGCUCAUCCAAAGUGCGUGCUGUUCAUAACCCAUGGAGGACUACUAUCUACUACAGAAACUAUUCAUUACGGUGUACCUACUAUUGCCAUACCUGUCUUUGGAGACCAGUUCAUCAAUGUCAAGAAAGCUGUCGCUAGAGGUUUUACUCUCCAAGUUAACCUGUCUUACAAAUUGGCUGCAGAUCUGAAAGUGGCAAUUGAAGAAAUGCUGAGUAAUCCUAAGUAUAGACAGAGAGUAAAGGAGCUGUCCUACAUCUACCACGACCGACCAGUGCAGCCGGGAGCGGAGCUGCGACACUGGGUGCAGCAUGUAGUGAACACACGCGGCGCUCCCCAUCUGCGCUCUCCUGCACUAGCCGUGCCAUUAUAUCAACGACUGUAUUUAGAUUUAUUAGCAUUCCUAUUUGUAGUCUUUCUAGUUUUAUACACACUUAUAAAAAAAUUAUAUCGUCGUGUUAAGUCUAAGAAAAUUGUAGACAGUAAGAAGAGGAAUUAGAAAUAAAUUAUUUAUUUU